CACUGUGCUGUGUGUUGUUAAAUGCCAAAUAUUGCAGAAGCAACAAUGCAAUCAGUGAGUGGAUUUCGAUUGACAAUAACUGAGGUAUUCGCUUAUACGAUCAUAUGCACUCUUGCUAUUUUGUGGUGUCGCUUCAAAUGGAACCGCAGGCAUUUAGACAGAUUAGCAGCAGGAUUGGAAGGACCACCAGCGUAUCCAAUUAUUGGCUCAGCACUCCAGUUUAUUGGAACGCCAGAAGAGGUACUCAAUAAUUUAGUUCAAUUAAUCGAGGAUUAUUGUCCAGGACCUUUUAAAAUUUGGAUGGGUCCAUAUUUCGGGGUAGCAAUUGUUAAGCCUGAAGAUUUACAAAUUGUGUUAAAUAGUUCAAGGACUUUGCAGAAAGAUAGGUUUUACAAUUUUAUAAAAAAUAUUUUUGGUGAAGGAUUGUUAACUGCCCCAGUUGACAAAUGGCGAAAGCAUCGACGACUGAUUACACCUUCAUUCAAUUCCAUCCUUCUGAAUGAAUUUUUUCCUGUAUUUAAUGAAAAGAAUAAAAUUCUGGUUAGUAAUCUAAAAGUCGAAUUAAAUAAAACUGAACCAUUUGAUUUAUGGGACUACAUUUCACCCACCACUCUUAAUUUAAUUUGUCAAAAUGCAAUGGGUUACAAUCUUGACAGUCAAUCAAAAAGUGGUUCUGAAUUCGAGAAAGCAUUGAUAAAAGCAUCAGAAUUGGAUUCUAUACGAGUAUCAAAACCGUGGCUGUACCCAAGUAUUAUCUUUUCAUUAUAUCUAAAACUGAAGGGGCAUUCUGAUGUAUUUGAUACCAUGCUCAAAUUACCAUUAGAAAUGAUCCAGAAAAAAAGAGAAGAAUUUGCACAAAGAAAAUUAGAAAAUAAAUCAAAUGAUACAGAUGUUACUGAUCAUGAAAAAAAACAUUCAAAAGUAUUUUUGGACACAUUAUUUGAAUUGAACGAAGUUGGAGCCAAUUUCUCUGAUGAUGAUAUUCGAGAUGAGGUUGUGACAAUGAUGAUAGGUGGUAGUGAAACCAGCGCUAUUACACUUUGUUUUUGUCUCUUACUACUAGCCAUUUAUCCGGAUAUCCAAGAUAAAGUUUAUGAUGAAAUUUACGACGUAUUAGGCGAUGGAGACCAAACAAUUACUAUUGAAGACUCAUCUAAACUUCUAUACUUGGAGCAAGUGUUAAAGGAAACACUUCGAUUAUUUCCAGUAUUACCUUUAAUCGUUAGGGAAGUUCAAGAUGAUGUAAAAAUUAUUUCAAAUAAUAUUGUUCUACCAAAAGGAUCUACGUGUUACCUGUGUCCAUUAGCCACUCAUCGUGAUUCAGCUUCAUACUCAAAUCCUACUAGUUUUAAUCCAGACAACUUCAGUCCUGAAAAUAUUGCAAAGCGACACAAAUAUAGUUUUAUAGGCUUUAGCGGUGGCCCGAGAGGUUGCAUUGGAUCCAAAUAUGCUAUGCUGUCCAUGAAAGUUCUGGUAUCUACAUUCUUGCGAAACUACAGUGUUCAUACGGAUUGCAAAUUUAACGACAUUAAAUUAAAAUUAGAUUUAUUAUUGAGAAGUUCUAAUGGUUAUCAUGUAACUAUUCGAACACGAGAUAGGAGAUCUACAAAUAAAUUCAAUUACUAGUACGUUUAGAUGAGUAUUUAGAACAUAAUAUUACCAUAUUAAUAUCGUAGAUCAUAGGUUCUUAACUGGGGGUCCGUAGAUGCUUACUCGGGGGUCCACGGGUCGGCUGUAAGUUUUUUUUAAAUAACCUAAAAAUAAAUUUGUUUGAAAUUAAUUCAUAAUAUCAUUUGAUGAAUCUUUAAAGUAGAAACUGUACCUACAUUUAUAAUAUAUAAUAAUAAAGAUAAGUAAAUAUAUCAAUUCAAGGACGAGUAGUGACACACGUCCAUAGCGUCCGAAAAAAUAAAAGCAUUGUAAAUAAAAUUUCUCUUUGAAAAAGAAGACUUCAAUCGGAAAAUUUAGCAGAUUUUCCAGCACGAGCUUUCAAAAAAUAAUAUUACAUUAUCCAGUUCCAUAAAAACACAAAUUUGUGCAAAUCUUGAUGUGCUUGCAAAUGUAUUUGGCAAUUAUUUGGAUUUCACAUAAUUAUUAUUCGAAAGCAGAAAUAUGGUUACGCACAGUUCUUUUCUAGUAGACUUAAAUGCAAUAUUAAUGAUUUAGACCUUGUUAAUAUGAAUUUAUUGAUUUGAGAUCAAAAGAAAUGGUUAUGAUUAUAUUUUAUACUUCAAAGAAGUCCAUGGCCCAGAAAAGGUUAAGAAUCUAUGUCUUAGAUCAUAUACUAUGGAUAUUGGAUGGACUGAUGGAGCCCAUAGUCAUCUCGUCCGUAUAAACAAUUUGACACACAUGUUGAACGAGUCUCUGUAUUAGUCAUUAAAUGCUUGAUGUGCGAAUGCGUGAGGUGAACCGUCUCUAUUUAAUAUUUGUAGUUGUUGGUAGAAGGUUGCUGAUUCAUAUUUAUUAUAUUUAUAUAUAUGUAUGAAUUAAAAAUUCAAAUAGAUUAAUAAGCGAUAUUUAUCUUCGCGCAUCGCGCAUGCUUAGUUUAUUCAUCUAAUUCAGAGACUUGUCGCUAAUAUGUGCUCUAUAUUAUCA
Myzus persicae (green peach aphid) is the source of this 2595-nucleotide messenger RNA. RefSeq names its product cytochrome P450 4C1-like. NCBI's taxonomy places the organism in Eukaryota, Metazoa, Arthropoda, Insecta, Hemiptera, Aphididae. The coding region runs from base 22 to 1626 and encodes 534 amino acids. The transcript is spliced from 13 exons. The record is from RefSeq and is a predicted model, not a curated record. Gene Ontology annotation, molecular function: oxidoreductase activity, acting on paired donors, with incorporation or reduction of molecular oxygen; heme binding; iron ion binding.